Messenger RNA from Mercenaria mercenaria, 2670 nucleotides. Its product is annotated as protein hook homolog. The coding region runs from base 42 to 1178 and encodes 378 amino acids. The record is from RefSeq and is a predicted model, not a curated record. The transcript is spliced from 2 exons. Lineage: Eukaryota; Metazoa; Mollusca; Bivalvia; Venerida; Veneridae.
UCACAAAGAACUAUUUCCAGUUUUGAACUACACCAGUGAAAAUGAAGAACAAAAUUUUCAUUCUUCUGUUCAUUUUCAGUUUUUCUUCCAGCAGAUUUUUAAGUUUGGCUAUAUCAGAUAACAAAUACAGUGUACUGGCAAAGAUGUUUCAAGCAGUUAUGGAAGAUAUGCAAUUACAGGAUGACAGAAUAAAAGCAUUGGAAAACAACAGUGCCAACGUAAGAGAUGACGAGAUACAGAAGGCAAUAACUGACACAUCAACUAAAGGUAACCUACCAGACAACACCCAUGAAUAUCAAUCUAGGAACAGAGAUUUCAUAACACAAAUACAGAAGAAUGACAUACAAGACAAUAUUCAACAAGUCAAAGACUACUUAAUAUACAUGAGUAAAGGUUUAGCAGCUGAAAAAUCCAUGAGAGCAGAGAAUACAAACACUAUUGAAAGCCUUGUGGACCUGAACAAGGAAUCUUUGAACAAGUUACACCAAACCAUAGACAAUCAUGAAAUUGCAGUAGAAAACUCCUUCAAAGACCUUGAAACUGACUUGAAAGCAUAUGGCGAUAAAAUCACUUACAACACAGACCAAGUAAUCCAAAAUUUUACCAAGGAAUACAAAGAGGAAUUAGAUAAAACUGAAAGAGAAAACAAAGAGGGAAUAAAGAACAUUGCUGACGUUAUUGAAAACAUACAAAAAGAUAUAGAGCAAUUAAAGCUGUUAAAACCAUUACUGGUUAACAUGCUAAAUAAGAAUAUAGCUCUUGGAAAGAGUGCAUCUGAAAGUUCUUUCUAUGCAAAUAAAUAUAACAACGGUGCAAAUGCUGCGACUGAUGGUGUAACAAGUGGAAAUUGGAUCGACGGCUCUUGUACUCAUACAGAUGCAGAAAUGAAUCCAUGGUGGCAAGUGGACUUGCAAAGACCAUACUUCAUCAACAGGGUGGUGAUUAAAAAUCGGGCAGAUUGUUGCGGAGAAAACUUGCACAAUCUUGUGAUCAGUGUGCGUAAAGAACAAGGCAGCACUGAAGAAAUCUGCGGACAUUUUGAAGGGCCUAGUACUAACGGAGCCACAGAAACAAUCCAAUGUUAUAAUACUGUUUUUGGAAGAUACCUUAAAAUACAAAUGAAUGCAAAUUCUUUAAACUAUCUUACAUUAUGUGAAGUGGAAAUUUUUGCUAUAUGACUGCAUUAGCUCCAAAAAAUGGCACAAAAAUAAAACAAGAGGGUCAUGAUGACCCUGGAUCGCUCACCUGAGUAACAUGUUUCAAAUGUUAAACUGAUGAUUUUUAGAAAUUUUUUGGAAGAUUUUCCGAUGUACAAUCAAGUAACCCCUGCGGCUGGGCCAAUUUUACCCCGGGGGUCAAAGUUUGUAGAAGUCUACUAGGCAAUGCUACAUGUCAAAUAUCUAAGCUCUAGGGCUUCUGGUUUUUGAGAAGAAGAUUUUUUAAGAUUUUCCUAUGUAAAAUCAAGUGACCCCUGGGGCGGGGUCAAUUUUGACCCUGGGGUCAUGAUUUGAACAAACUUGGUAGAGGUCCACUAGGCAAUGCUUCACACAAAAUAUCUAAGCACUAGGGAUUCUGGUUUUUGAGAAGAAGAUUUUUAAAGUUUUUCCUUUUGGUUGCCAAGGCAACCAGAGUUCUGCAUGGAAUUCAAUUCUCUGAACAAUUUUUGUAGAGCUUCACCCAAGGAACAUUCCUCUGAAGUUUGGAUGAAAUUGGCCUAGCAGUUUAUGAGGAGAUGUUGUUUAAAGUAAAACUUUACGGACGCCGGACAGUGAGUGAUCAGAAUAGCUCACCCUGAGCUUUUGGCUCUGGUAAGCUAACAAAAACAACACAAAAGCAUCCCAUCCAUUUCUAAAGCCUAAUGUCUUCCCCUCAGCUUAUACAUGGAUAUCAACAAUUUCCAUUGUUAAAAAAAAAUCUAUAGUUUAAGCCCAUAUCAUGCUAUUCUUAGAAAUAUGGAUAUACAUUUCACAUUUAGGAAGUAGUUCAUGAAUUUAUAAUUACCUGACAGCUUGAAGAGGAAAUGAGAAUUUACAACUAACACAGUCAUUAUCGACCUCACCUUGACUUAUUCAUGAUAUUCAAUUUUUUCAAGAAUUACUGUCCAUCUCACAGUACUAGUAUGCAAACAAGGGAGAAUUUUUAGCUGAAAAGUUUUGGAUUUCUUGAAGGAUUCACCAAACCUGGCAUAGUGCAAUUUUAACUAUGAUUUUUCAAAGAGCUACACCCAUGUUCUUUAUUCUUUGGCUGAUUUGAAAAUUUUAGACCUUAAGCAAUUUUUACACAAUGCAAGUCUAUGGAAACACUUUAUCAUGUAGAAAAAGAAUCCUUUAAUGCAGAUUUAAUGAAACUUCUAAAAAUUGUCUAUUUAAUUAAUAGUUUCUAACCCAGGUUUAUUCUGGGUUAUCCAGAUAUUAAAUGGUGUCAUGACUUUAAGGUGUAACAAAUGUAGAACUACCUUAAAGUGUACUAAGUUACAGAUGCAAAAACAUCUUAUAUAAUACUGACUGAACUUUACAAAACUGCACAAGUAGAAUGACCGUUACUUCAGCAACUUAGCUUGAGUAUUCAAUUAAUCUUAAAGCCAGGUUUUUGCUAGAAAUUUGAAAGCAAAAAUUUAAGACAAUACAAAAUAAAUUUAGUUAUGAUAAUUGUAUAUACCUUUGCAAUUUU